AUGUCGGGAGACAAGACGCAGAACGGGAGCGGCGCGCAGGGCGACAAGUCGACCAAGAAGAAAGAUGCAACGCCGAAACCCAGCGAGGAGCAGCCUCCACCGCCGACAUUUGCGAAGUCUGGUAUUUUUAUGUUGGCCGUAGCCAUCGCCAUCUACAUGUACCAGACUGACUUCUUCGACCUCCGAAGACCGAAAGUCGACGUUCAGGAACCAGAACCUGUUGUGAACAGAACUGUCAUCAAGGCCGACUUACCCAAAAGAGACGCAAUAGUUGCGGCAUUCUCGCAUGCAUGGAUGGGAUACGAAAGAGACGCAAUGGGGUGCGACGAGUAUCACCCGCAGUCGAAGAAGGGGUCGAACUUGACGGAGGCUGGAGGGAUUGGAUACACGGUCGUUGACGCUAUUGACACGAUGCAACUCAUGGGCCUUGAAGACGAGUACAAGCGUUCACGCGAUUGGAUCGCAACGAAGUUGGAUUUCGACAAGGAGGGGAACUUCAACACCUUCGAGACGACAAUCCGUGUCCUUGGUGGUCUCCUGUCAGCAUAUCACCUAUCAGACGAAGAUCCAAUAUUCCUUCAAAAAGCCAAGGACCUGGCCGACCGUCUCCUCCCCGCAUUCAACACCCCCUCAGGUCUCCCUCUCUCCAUGGUGAACUUAAAAAAACGGGAAGGUGUCGACAAUGAGGAAAACCCCGGGCUGAUUAGCACAGCCGAAGCGUCGACGCUUCAGUUGGAGCUGAGGUACCUGAGCUACUUGACGGACGAUGAUGUCUACUGGGAUAGUGCGGAAGCAGUGAUGAGACUCAUCAAAUCGGUGACGCUACCUUCUGGAAUGGCUCCUAUUUUCCUGAAUGCGACGAACGGCCAAUUCUUGUUGUCUGAAAUUCGCUUGGGGUCGAGAGGAGAUUCCUUCUACGAGUAUCUGUUGAAGCAAUACCUCCAGACCGGAAAAACCGAACCCGUCUACCUCGGACUAUACCAAGGAACGAUGCAAGCCGUCCGCAACCAGCUGGUGCACACAGGCCUCAUCCAGAAUCACACAUAUACAGCGGAGCUUAUUCCGUCACGGCUACCAAACGGCGAGGUGAGUUGGCGCCUGUCGCCUAAGCAAGAUCACCUCGUCUGUUUCCUCGGCGGCUCCUUGAUGCUCGGUGCAACCACCAUUGGCUUAACUGGAAGGGCUGUUUCUGUACCUCCACAACCUGAAGAACUCAACCCAAUGGCUCAGGCGGAGUGGAAGCUUGGCGAGGAGCUCCUCGAAACGUGCAUGGAUACACACAAUACCUAUACUGGCCUUCCACCCGAGAUUGCGCACUUCUGGACGAAAGAAGACAAAGUGUAUAGGAAGCCGAAAAAGGACUGGUAUAUCAAGGGAAAUGACUGGCCCGGAGUACCCUCAUACGAUGCUCGUUAUAUUCUCCGCCCUGAAACCAUCGAGUCUCUCUUCAUCGCCUACCGCCUGACGGCCAACGAACGUUACCGUGAGUUUGGUUGGAAGAUCUUCCAGUCGAUAGAGCAGCACUGCAAGGUCGAAGAGGGAGGGUACUCGGCCAUCCUGAACGUGGACAGCCCGACAACGAUCAAGAUGGACAAGAUGGAGACGUUCUUCUUGAGCGAAACGCUGAAGUACUUGUACCUCCUUUUCUCUGACGGAGAUGUCAUGCCUUUCGACAAAUACGUCUUUAACACCGAGGCACACCCAUUACCCAUCUUCAGGCCAUCAACAAGGGCAGGUUUCUUCUAA
Molecule: messenger RNA, 1746 nt
Organism: Cyclocybe aegerita
Lineage: Eukaryota; Fungi; Basidiomycota; Agaricomycetes; Agaricales; Hemipholiotaceae
Source: the annotation of a GenBank genome assembly